Molecule: messenger RNA, 2290 nt
Organism: Folsomia candida
Lineage: Eukaryota; Metazoa; Arthropoda; Collembola; Entomobryomorpha; Isotomidae
Exons: 10
Coding region: 81-1817 (578 amino acids)
Source: RefSeq, a predicted model, not a curated record
ACACAAAAAUCUACUCGAGUUUUGUCAGUUUCAUUUUUGAUACAGAAGUUAAGAAUAUAAGUACAUUAAUCUCGAUCAAAAUGAGUAGCGAAAGUCAGUCGGUGAGGAUUGAGGAAAUUACUACCGAUCAUCUUGACAGUUUAAAGAGAAAUUUACUAAUCAAUUCUACAAAUAGUUCUAGGAAAGACGUGAUAUGCACUCUAACCGAAAUGUUGCAAACUUACCAGACAGAAUUACGAGUCGGGCGAAAAGGCUUGCCCGACUUGCCCAACCUGAUUUUACAAGUUGAUAUGAUCUAUGCAAUCUCGCAAAUCAUGGCGACCUCAGACACGCAACUUUUCAGCUGCACUUUGACUUUAUUGAAUUCGUUCUUUCGAGUUCCUCUCCUCCGGGGAAAGUUAAAUGUGGUGGUGGAAUCAGGACUCCGCAUCGCUUCAAUGGUUGUCAAAUCGGAUUAUUCGGUCAUUGGUGACGCUCGUAAAUUCUUUUUGAGUGUCCUGGCAGACUUAGAGAUCGUUCCUUUGUCAAUUCAACGCCAAGUUAUUACCGUCUACCGCAAACUCCCGGAUUGGCUGGAACCGAAAGAGUUGCUGGAAUGGACACAAUUACUGCUGUAUUGUCCCGUAUUUCUUGACACCCUUCCCGUCAAAGUUUACACGGAUUUUGUCAAAGUUUUAAUCGGGCAUAUGAAAGAUGAUAAUAUAGUGAAAAUGUGCUUAAACUUCUUGGCCGAUAGUUUCAAAAAGUUGCCGCAUGCAUUUGUUCGUGAUGUAUGCAUUAGUGAUAAAGAUUUCCUGAAAUUUCUAAGUGACAAAAUUUGUGCGCCAUGUUCUGAUGAUAUGACUGAAGAUGGAUUCAUUUCGUUGUGUCUGGCAUUUGAUAUUGUUCACCGUUACGUUGUAGCGAUGCACAUGACUGGGAAAGUUGAGAACGUGAACCCAAUUCAAAUGAACUUGACGAGACUAAUUCCACACUUGACGCAAUAUGCGGUGAGUGAUUCCAUUCUGAUAUUGCUAGCCGAAUUGCUGCGUGAGGAUCUGAACAACAACGGUCUUAAGAUUGAAGAAGAUGAUCCCAACGUUGUUGCAGAACUCCUUACAACAUUUCACUUUUUGGUACUGAGCUUGGCUCACAAGGCUGUCCUCGUCCGUAGUCAGAUUAACGUUUGGAACUUUUUGCGUGAGUUAUUGCGAUUCUCAGCAAGGAAUGCAGGCCAAGCACUCCGAGCUCACAAACCGGAAUUAAAUUGCUGGAACUUAAUAGCUAUGUCUGCUCUUAUGCCGCCUAACGAACCAUUGUUGUCACAUCCUAUAGAGUUUUGGAAAUUUGUUUUGGAUUGGAUUAAAUUACUCAACAUUCAGAAAAAAUCCUUCUUCCGAAUACCAAGUCACUAUCAGUGCUUCAACUAUGGAAGUUUUGUAGCAACGCUUGAUAAUCGGAUCAAUGCCGAAAUUCUUAUCCCGUUCUUCCUUUCUGAAAAUAGAAUUCAAGAAUCGCAAGCCAAUAACACUGGUCGAGUCGAUGGUGGAGGAGUAGCUGUGUCGUCGUCACGUCGUUACCGAUGGAGAAAUGAGAAAGAGGAAAUCGUUGCUCAGAUUGGGAGUCUUUGCCACAGAAUCCGUGACUCUUCAAUUGAUUGGGAGAGUGAAAGUGAUGAUCUUCUGUCAACAUCCUUUCUCUUUGAUGAUGAUGAUGACGAAGGAGAAAUCGUGAAUAAUAAUGUAAAGACUGAUACUGAUGAGAUCCAGAAACGUCAAGUUUCAACUGAAGAGUUCGAUUCGGAUGCAACGUGUAGCUUGUCAGAGUUGAAUUUAUAGAGUGGUAGUCUUCAGACCGGUAUAGUUUAAGGUAUUUUUAUACAGUUCUCGUGUGUCGCAUUCCAUAAAUACACAAUCAUGGAAAACAUUAAGUAAGAUAUGCUGCCAUCUUAAAGUAAGUAUUUAUAAAAGAGAUUUCACUGUCAAAAUCAAACAGGAUUGUUGCUGAGCUUUGUAUUAUUUCGCUACAUUUCAAUUCUACGCAAGUAUAUGUGCAUUGUUCGGUUUUGCUGAGCAAUGUGAACAAACACCUGAAUUUCAGAAAUAGCAAUUCACGUUUCUAACUGUAAGACGCAUGUAUUUAUACAAAAGCUCCCCCAUAACAAGUUACCACGGACGGAUUUUAUCCUGUCAAUUCUGACUGGAUUGGCGAAUGAGUUGGAAUUGUGUGUGGCUUUUCGCCGACAACAGCGAAUUUAUAUUACCUUGCGUAACACUGUCCAUAAACAUAUUCGUAUUAUUACGAUUUGCCU